AUGAUCGUCAUGCUCGUGUGUGUGUGUGAUGAUCACGUUUCGACUAUUUUCAAUGUCCUCAAGCAAAAUGAAAAUUUAUAUUUCACGUCCACGCUUAUAAUUUCUCUAGCAAUUCUUCUUCUUGUUCCCAGGUGCAGGUCACACUGUGGACGGCGAACCACCUCCUAUCCUAUCCUAUCCUUCCCAGAGGCGAGCGCUAAGAUAUUCUGUUCGCGAGAGAUUCCGAUUCGAGCAAUGACUGAGACGCGUGUAUUCGAUUGCUUAUCCAUCGGUUCACUGAGCAUUCUGCUUAGCGGUAUACAUUCAUAGCAUUCUGAUCGAGUGAAGGUAUCAUGCUGUUUUGUAUAAUUCUUGUCCUCGAGUCAUCUGAGUUCUAGCUGUGACUUGUGUUGAGCGAUCUUAGAUUCCUCGCGUACUAUAAUAACAUUGUAAAACUUCGCAUUUUCUUAGACGAGAGAAAAUGAAAAAAGAGAGGGAGUGCCCAAAAUAGAGGACUGCGACACCCCGGUUGAUCAUUAACCCGCUUUGCUUGGACAUGAGACCCGUGUGACUUGAUAUUACCUGUCACCUUUUACGCAUACAACAAAGUUUUAGCCACUUCAGGAGCAGUAAUAAGGAAUCUUGAUUGUAUGCAUGGACCAGAACUGGGAGGGUACCGGUACUAGAAGGGGUGGGAAAGUAAGGGUUUCGACAAAAAAGGUAGAAUUAUCGAUAAAAAAGGUAGAAGUAGAGGAAACGCAAAAGGUAGAAAUCGAGAAAAGUAGGAGCCUUAGAGAACCAAAAAAGGUGGAAAAAAGGUAGAAAAAGACGCAAAAGGGGCUUGGCAGGAGGUCGCAGCAAAAGGACGAAGGGCAACUUCUACAGAAAGAAGGGCUUGUCCAUCUUACUUGCAUAUGCACGCACACUGGGGGGGGGCGGGGGGAUCGCAAAGGGAGGGAGCGCGCCGCAAAGCUCCUGCUGCGGGGGGGGGGGGCGGGGGGGGCGCAAAUGGCGGAAGCGCGCCGCGAAGCUCCUGCUGCCUGGCAGUUGCCCGCGCGCCUGCCUCUGGCGGGUGCGAGGUACUGCGGCAAGAGCGGGAGAACAUAGAGAAACGGAAGGUGCAGCAAGAUGCGCCAAGCCUGAGGGACCGGCCGCAGCUUGGUGGCAAUCCUGCCAGGACACUGCGCGGCCAAGCGCGCGCGGCUUCCCACCGGGCCCGGGCGCGCAUUGCACAAGCCACCGGGGCGCUGCGUUGGCAGUGAGUGGGGUGGAAGGAGCAGCCUACAAGAAGGGCCAAGGUGAGGCCCCCUAUUUUCCGGGCCCCUUCUGAUACCGCGGCCCCAGUUUUUCCCGGGGCCAUGUUGGCCCCAGUAUUUCCGGGGACCCCGCCAGAACUAUAAGGAACCCCGCGGAAAAAUAAGGACCCGGGAUUUUUGCGGCCCCGGUCCGAUUAAAGGGGGAAAAGCACCGGGGCCCUUAUAAUACAGGGGGCCCAGUUUUUCCGGUCCAUGUGCAUGCACUCGGGGUCUUGUGAGGCUAUUCUCCAUUCGUCCCACUUCUCAAUCUUUGUCGAAUUUCAUUCUUUGUGUUCAGCACGAAUUUAUGUAUUGCGAUUAUAAUUUCUCUUUGCAAUCACUUAUAUACAUACUUAACUGUCACACACCACCAGGCGACCAGUUAGAGCCAAUCUAUGGCCCUACUGGCGUUCCCCCGCUGUGGUUCGCGCAAAAAAAUACAGUAUAACGUGAAAACUGUUUGGCCUUGUCCUCUUGGAGAUUAAGAAAGCUCGUUUGCAACAUUAGGAUCAACAUUAUCUCGGUUAUUUGAUCUCUUGUCGUAUAGCCACACGACAGCGCACUCGACCAGUUAGAGCCAGGAUACGGCACUACUGGCGUUCGCUCACUGUAGUUCGUAUAUAUACGGUAUCACGUCGGGUCAAAGAUUUUGUACCCUUGUAGUUAUGCUGGAAAUUUGGAAUGUAGAUAACCUAAGUAAAAUGUAGAUGAACUUUUCCUCGUUCCCGCGUGGAGCGAUUUACUACUUGGCCACCCGGUGCGGAUGCAUGAGACCCUAAGGCUUCGCUCGCAGAAUCGUUGGAGUUCUUGUCAAGUAAUGUAUUACAUUUUUUCAUAAACAACUACAAAAAAGUUUCGGAAUUUUGAUCUUCAGGGAGACUGACCGUAACCAUGAACAACAAAGUGUGACGUGAUAUUGAACAUUCAGUAUGCUCUACAUAAGGAUUUAUUUUUUUCAAUCAACUCUAACCUAGGGCUUCCUUUUUUCUUGAAAAGUAAUACCAGAUUCUGUUCGAAGAUAGGAUCAGAGGGACUAACAUGACAUUAGGUGACAAUCAAUGUACAUCUAGUGGUAGUGGCCUCGUGCUGGCCGUCCCCAUUCCAUCUGCUGUUUUCAUCAUUCCUCGCACUCGUACUUGUGGUGAAAAAGUAGAGCAAGGAUGAUGGGACUUGGAUGGCUGCGAGCUAGUGUGACAACACCCUAAAAUAUUAGUAAGGCUAGGUACUACGGUGAGCAUGCACCCCGAGGCGUAGUACCUGAUGCCUGUCCUACCUUAGUGUGAGCACUCUUAUUUCUGGGCACUUCCCCCAAAGAGACCCCACGCGCAGAAGCAGAUAACCCCUAAGUAAAGCGAUAAAAUAAUUUUGAAUAAUUGAGACACUUCAACAAUCAUCCAUACUUAAGUAGACUGAUAAUUGUUUUUCCAAAAAUGAUUGCUACCGGCCGUGUUAAUCCGAUCGAGGUUUUCACAACGAUUGCCGUCGUGCUUAAUCGUUUGCGUAGUUUAAGAUGCCUGGCCGUCGUGCUUCAGGCUUCUCGCGGGGUGGAAGUAUAUAAGUAUACGAGAAUAGUAGACCCAGGUAGCAAAAAAGAAAAGCCGCGUUGGUGGCAGCGUGAAUGAAGGAAUAAAUAUGAUCUUAGGAAGAUGACACUCAAAUCACCGCACAAAUCAUGGCGCAUCAUCUGAUCUGUCAUGAGCUCUCCGAUUUUCCUCACCCGUAUGAUUGUCAUGGCCUUUUCUUCACUCAGUGUUGCGCUUGCUUGAAGUGUUGUAGUUUUAGGUUCCCUUAGAGUAGAUCUAUCGUUACCUCAAGUUGAGCAGGCUAUUUGUACUUUAAUUCUUUUCGCAGAUUCUUUUUUUGGUACAUGUAGCACGCAAGUAACUACGUACUGGUAAUAUAAGCGGAAGUUGUCCUCCAGGCGCAAGAACUACGACGACGUUCUGUGUUCUUCCGAGCAAACAACGAGAGUUCUUACUCCAAGAAUGAUGUGGCGUGUUCUUCAGAGACAAUGAGAGCGCUUCAACUAAGAUGUCGAAGAAAUUUCGGCGAUAUCUUUCUGCAUGUUGACGUUUGUUAUCGUAUCUCUCGGUCGCGAGUUACUGCUGAGAGAGCAUUUGUUUCGCCUCAACUUCUCGGUGUCCGUUGCAAUCGUUCUCCUUUUACAUUUUUGCCCACCAUAUUUAGAUUCAGC
This is a messenger RNA of Amoebophrya sp. A25, 3468 nucleotides long. The record is from the annotation of a GenBank genome assembly. NCBI's taxonomy places the organism in Eukaryota, Dinophyceae, Syndiniales, Amoebophryaceae.